GCCCUCCGUACCUUAUCCUCACUUUAUAUUUAUAUUUGAUAUUCUAAUGAUGUUUGCGACCCGAAUCAACCCAGCCAUUGCCUCGUCGGCCCGAUGUGCUCAGCGGCACAUGGCCUCGACACGUCCUCUACAACCGAGAGAUGCUGUGAUUGUAGCUGGUGCACGAACACCCAUCCUAUCCUUCUUGGGCGAGGGAGCCAAAUAUACAGCUCCUCAAUUGGCGGCUCAUGCGAUUAAAAAGGUGCUCUCGGACUCCGGCGUUGAUGGCAGCAAGAUCGAAGAGGCCAUCUUUGGUAAUGUGGUGAGUGCUGGUGUAGGACAGGCACCCGCGAGACAAGCCGCCAAAGGCGCCGGACUACCGGAUAGUGUGAUCUGCACAACGGUCAACAAGGUGUGCUCGUCGGGUAUGAAGUCUGUGAUGUACGCUGCACAGGCGAUUAAGUUGGGAGAGAGGGACGUGAUUCUUGCUGGUGGCAUGGAGAGUAUGAGCAAUGCACCAUUUUACUUGCCCGGUGCGAGGAGUGGAUACAAAUACGGCAACCAGAAGGCGCUUGACGGCGUGUUGGUAGACGGACUAUGGGAUCCGUACAACGACUUCCAUAUGGGUAACUGUGGAGAGAAGACGAGUAAGGAUUACGGAAUCUCACGCGAAGAUCAGGAUAACUACGCACUAUCCUCAUAUCAAAAGGCGCAAAAUGCUAUCAAGGCCGGUGUGUUCGACGACGAAAUUGCACCCCUGCCUGUUGGCCGCAGCGGAAAGUUAAUAAAAGAUGACGAGGAGCCAAACAAGAUUAACAAGGAGAAGUUCUUAAAAUUGAAGCCAGCGUUCCAAAAGGACGGCACCAUCACCGCCGGUAAUGCCAGCAGUUUGAAUGACGGAGCUUCCGCUCUACUUGUAAUGUCCAGUGAGAAAGCGAACGAGCUUGGCCUGAAGCCAUUAUGCAGGAUAGUUUCCUACGGCGAUGCUGAGAUCGCCCCAAUUGAUUUCGGAGUGGCCCCGGCGGAAGCGGUGAAAGAAGCGAUGAAGAGGGCUGGAGUAGAGGUUGCUGAUAUCAAGCAUUGGGAAGUGAACGAAGCAUUCAGUUCAGUUGCGAUCGCUCAGCAGAAGAUUCUGGGCUUCCCUCUGGAGAGUCUAAAUAUCAAUGGCGGAGCUGUAGCAAUGGGACACCCCAUUGGGAUGUCUGGAAAUCGAAUCACACUAACUCUGGCUCAUCGACUAAACAAGGCACCCAAGGGCGAACUAGCUUGUGCUUCUAUCUGUAACGGCGGUGGCGGAGCAUCCGCGAUCAUCCUGGAAAGUUUAUAAAGUGUGACAGACUCCCACUCGCAAGCAAAGUUAGGCGAUUUUAGAAACUACACCAGCUGUCAAGUGAAUAUGGUUUUCCUAAAUAGCAUGUCGGAUUCCACUGGGCUAAAAUUACACUCAACUGAAAUAAAAAAUACAUAAAUAUAUUCGUCGGA
Sphaeroforma arctica JP610 is the source of this 1461-nucleotide messenger RNA. RefSeq names its product acetyl-CoA C-acetyltransferase. The transcript is spliced from 8 exons. Gene Ontology annotation, biological process: fatty acid beta-oxidation. The coding region runs from base 47 to 1306 and encodes 419 amino acids. Gene Ontology annotation, molecular function: acetyl-CoA C-acetyltransferase activity. The record is from RefSeq and is a predicted model, not a curated record. NCBI's taxonomy places the organism in Eukaryota, Ichthyosporea, Ichthyophonida.